This is a messenger RNA of Calidris pugnax (ruff), 2352 nucleotides long. RefSeq names its product cilia and flagella associated protein 100 (gene CFAP100). Bases 244 to 2205 code for a protein of 653 amino acids. The record is from RefSeq and is a predicted model, not a curated record. Lineage: Eukaryota; Metazoa; Chordata; Aves; Charadriiformes; Scolopacidae. The transcript has 15 exons.
UUUCCAUGGCAGUGCAAACAAGAGCCGGAGGAAAGCCCAGAGCUGACAACCACAUCCACCUCCCCAUCUGACCACAGCCCGCUUGCAGAGAGGAGCCCAGAGGACCUCUGCUUUGGGUGAGAAACCGAAAAUAAGGGGGACCCACAGCAAAGACUACAAAAAGAGGCUGGAUUCGGAGAAACAAAAAUCUAACCUUCGACAGUUUGCCAGCCUAAAAUUAAACACGACAGAGUUCCCUACAGCAUGUCUGUGCUGUCCAACAAUCGUUCAGCCUUAUCACAAGAAACCCACAGUGCCAAAGCAAUUACUGGGUCAAAGAUGCCAUCUCCACGUACAGAGUCAACAACUGAAAGUCUCUUUUCCAAAUCUGAAAUGCAAACUCAGCUUAUGCUGUCAGACAACCCAGAAGAGGAUGAAGAAAACCCAAUGAAAAAUCCAUUUACAAUUCCUCCAGAAAUAGACAUUUUCUCAAUAGGGAACGAGGAAAGAAAAAAGGCUAAGGCGGAACGUGAAAGGAUGAAGACCAUGAAAAUCCACGAGAAAAUGACUUAUUCCGCUAAAAUAAAAGCAGAGCAAAAAGGGUGCAGGAAAGCUCUGCAAAAGGAGGAAGAAGAGGAGGCCAGAAAAGAGGCAACAAAUGAAGAGAGACUGAAAACUCUUCAGGAGACUCUGUCAUGGAAGAUGUCCACAAAUAAAGAUAACCUACUAGAAAAGGAGACCUUCCAUGACUACAUAAAUGACGAAAGAGAGAUAUUUUUACUUGAGUAUGCCAUGACAGUAAAGCGAGAUGAGAUUCAAAAGAUGGAGAAAGUAGCAAAGAUCGAGGAAAGAAAACUGAAAAAGGCUGAAUACAACCUGGAAAAGGAUGCUGCCAUGUUUACUGAGUUCCUGAAGGAGAGCCAUAAAAACUCUGUUCAAGCCCUGAAAAUUGCCGAAAAAGAAAGGACAGCAAAGACAAAGAAAAUAAAGGAGAUCCAGGCAAUCACUUCCCAAAUCGAGCACCUCCAGAGUGAUAUAUCCAGAUUCAAGAAUAAUCUGCAGAAGUACAAGACGUACAGGGACUUCCUCUAUGAACUAUCUCCAAAAGAGUGGCAGGAGGAACAUAGAAUAAAGCACACAAAGGAAAAGGAUUUGAAAAUAACAUCCAAAGCUAUUGAAGAAAUUGCCUCAACUCCCACCACUGCAGAGCAGGGAAAGCGUCAGAGAAAAACUACCCGCUUCGCACUGGAACAGCCCCAGGCUCAAAUCAGACACGUCUACUUCUCUCCAGACCAGGGUCUGGCAGCCAGUCCCUCUAGUACCAGUCCUACAAAUGUGUCAAAUUCCCUGCUGUCUUCAAAAAGCCUGGCACUCAUGUCAUUAUUUGAGAUCAGGCCACAUCUCAAAAACCUUCUGAAGCCUCUAUCAAGAAGAAAAGUAAAUAUCCCAGAGGGCACAGAAAGCGAAACCUGCUCGGACGAAGAUGAGGAGCCUGAGUUGUAUUUUACUGAUCCCCAACAUCUGUUGUCUAUUUUCACGGAGAUGGAGGAAGAGUACUUGUCCCUCGUUCAGAAUUCCCCAGAGACGGAAAAAAGUUUGGACAAGGUCCAGCACACUUUCAUCACCACACAUGAAAGCACGGAGAAGAAGUUAGCAGAGCUGAAACAGCAGGUAGUCACACUCAAAUCCUCCAUCGCCAAGAACGAAGAGAGAGUAGCAGAUCUGAAACGCAAAGUUCACCUCUUUUCCUCUGGAAAAUAUGAAGCUGAUGACCAGGACAAAAUGCUCAGGAGCCUGCACAAGAAGGUGCUGGAAGUCUAUUGCCACUGCACUGGAGAAAAUGAGACAAACCUGCAGACACUGCAGAUGCUAAUGGUGAUAGAAAAGCAGAUCAAUGAUUUAUUGGAUAACCUGGAGAGAAUCCCACCCGCAAAGGUAGAACAGGCCAAGAAGGCCAAAAGCAUGAAAUGGAGGAUGCGGCUCAGAGAGGAAGCGCUCAGAGAACAGAAGCAGCAGCAGGAGGAAAGACUGCAACGGGCCCUGGAAAGAUCACAGGCAACGAUUAAAAAACCGAGCGGCCGGAGGCUGGUGUUCCGCUCCAACCCACCUGCCAGGAAGGAGAAGAAAAAGCCGAGCCAAGAACAAGUGGAUAAGGAGAGGGAAGAACAACUCUAUUAUUUCACCUGGCAGCACAGCCCCGAUGCUAAUGCUGCUCUAGAAAAAUAAUUUUUUCAUAGAUGUAGAGUCUGUCAGUCUUUGCUGAGUUAAUGAACUUCAUGGUCCUAUGAAAUUCCCGGUCUCCUACCCCAGGAUCCCAGAGAAAGCUGUUGUGUUAGGCACAUUUGCCUAAGAAAAUAAAUUAAAAUUCUCUCA